This is a messenger RNA of Clonostachys solani, 336 nucleotides long. The record is from the annotation of a GenBank genome assembly. Lineage: Eukaryota; Fungi; Ascomycota; Sordariomycetes; Hypocreales; Bionectriaceae.
AUGGCGACCUUGUCGGUCUCAAAGCAGACGCGGCCAUCGAUCUCAACCUUGAAGGUUUCCUCGGAGCAUGCCCCCAGUGCCGCCGUGCGCAUCAAUGACCAGCGCCAGACCUUCGAAUUUGCCCACACUGUAUACGCUCUUGGAGCCGAUCUCGGCUUCACCGUUCUUUGCGAGCCAGAUGUUCAGGUUGCCGCCACCACGUUCGGGCCCGUUGGCACGGAAGUCCACAUCAGCCACCCAUUGAUCAUGGUCAAGCGUGCCGGUAGACCAUAUCGAGCCUCGUUGGUUUCCGGGAGAGAUUGGGGUCAGGAUGACCUUGUUCGAGAGGAUCUGUAG